Molecule: messenger RNA, 594 nt
Organism: Protopolystoma xenopodis
Lineage: Eukaryota; Metazoa; Platyhelminthes; Monogenea; Polystomatidea; Polystomatidae
Source: the annotation of a GenBank genome assembly
GCUGUUGUCAUUGUGGUAUACGCAUUUUACUUGAGCGAGAUGUUUAGUCAACAACUGCUAGUCAACCAUAAGACCAUGCUACAGUCAAACCGGACUACCGACGGACUAACCGACCUGGGGGACGAUAGUUCGCGACCUACGUUUACGGUAACAGAGGGCUUGGAGAUCUACAUCCCGCUCGCUAGUCUUAUCAAGUUUCUGCUUUACAUGGGCUGGUUCAAGAUAGGUCUCAGUCUGAUUAAUCCGCUGCGUGAGGAUCAGAGUCAUUUUCCAAUGUCUGCAAUUCUCGACUUUAAUCUGGAGGUCUCAGUUUCGAUUGCGCUCUGUACCACUUCUGUAUUGCCUGCCUCCCUCCGAAUGGACGAGCAUGCCUUCAAUCGUGCUAUGAAACAAGAGUUAAGGGAUGCCAACCAGGAGGCAACACGCUUCUUGCAGGAGCAAGCGCUGGCUCAGGCCCAAACAGAUGGUGUCGAAUUUGAGACUACCGGAAAUUCGGGAUCAAAUGCGGUCCUCUGGUCAGGCCCAGGAAUGGGAAGAUUUACCAACCAACUUAACGAUGGAGUUAAGUGCCUGCUUCUUGGUGAGCAAAUGACG